Molecule: messenger RNA, 1416 nt
Organism: Aspergillus homomorphus CBS 101889
Lineage: Eukaryota; Fungi; Ascomycota; Eurotiomycetes; Eurotiales; Aspergillaceae
Product: DUF895 domain membrane protein
Exons: 3
Coding region: 1-1416 (471 amino acids)
Biological process (GO): transmembrane transport
Molecular function (GO): transmembrane transporter activity
Source: RefSeq, a predicted model, not a curated record
AUGUCCGAGAAAACCCUCCAAACCUCGGACGAGGAGCACCAGCCCGAGGAGAGCGCUCCUCCGUCCCCAACCACCAAGCCCGUCUUCUACCGCUCCACAACCUACAACGCGCUCGUCCUCGGGCUCUGCAACUUUCUUGCCCCGGGCCUCUGGACAGCGAUGAACUCACUCGGCGGCGGGGGCUCCGAAUCACCCUACCUAGUCGACGCAGCCAACGCGCUGACCUUCUGCCUAAUGGUGCUCUCCUGCCUCUUCGGUAGCGCAAUCGUGCGGCUCAUCGGCAUUAAGCCGACUCUCAUCCUGGGCACAAUCGGCUACGCGCCCUACGCAGCAGGGCUCGACACGAACAACCGGUUCCACAGCAGCUGGCUCCUCCUCCUGGGCGCGGCACUCUGCGGCCUCAGCGCCGGGAUCUUCUGGCUAGCAGAGAGCAGCAUCGCACUGGCGUACCCUGAGCCCUCGCGACAGGGGUUCUUUCUAGGCCUGUGGCUAUCGUUCCGAGUCGGGGGCCAGAUCCUAGGCGGCGCGAUUAACCUAGGCCUGAACGUCGACCGCGCUACCGCCGGCAGCGUCAGCUACGCCGUGUUCCUGAUCUUCGUGGCGCUGCAGGCGUGCGGUGCGCUCGCGGGCAUGUUGCUCACGCCGCCUGAGAAAGUCCAGCGCUCCGACGGGAAGACCGUGCAUUUGCGGAUUUCGCAGCAUGGGGUGUGGUUUGAGCUGCGGCGCACGGUCGCGCUGCUGUGUACGAGGAAUAUCCUGCUGAUUCUCCCGCUGAUCGCCCAGGCUAUCUAUACUGAGGCGGUCAUGUUUACGUAUCUUGAUCUGUGGUUCAGUGUGCGUGCUCGCGCGUUGGGUAGUGUCUUGUCGGGGUGUUUGGCGCUUAUUGCGGGGAAUGUGCUUGGGUAUGUGCUUGAUGGCGCGCGAGGAUCGCUCAGGAGUAAGGCCCGGUGGGUGUUUGGUGUGAUUAUGGCCCUACAGGGCGGCGUUUGGCUGUGGGCUACUGUUAUCACGUCGUUCUAUAGGGCGAAGGACCAGACAGCGCUGGAUUGGGCGGAUGAGGGCUUCGUCCGCGGCUGGGUCUUGUAUUUGUUUUGGGUGGCCUUGUUUCAGGUGAACUAUAUGUUCUUAUAUUUCGUGGUGGGCAAUCUGGCCCGCAAUAAGGGGGAGGUCGUCCGCCUGUCAGCCCUGCUGCGGGGGACGGAGUCGGCCGUGCAGGCUGUUUCGUACGGGCUGAGUAGUGUCGGUAUCAUGGCCUCUGUCGGUGGCACGUAUCUCAACUUCGGUCUCUGGGCGGUUUCGCUCGUCCCGGCUUGGUUGGUUGUUCGUCAGAUUGGGACAACGCUGGGAGAUCGCAAAAGGGAGAGAGAGGAUGAUCCGUUGGUGGAGGGAGGUCUUGGGCAUCUGCAGAUGUUAUAG